Aspergillus candidus is the source of this 1984-nucleotide messenger RNA. RefSeq names its product class I SAM-dependent methyltransferase. The record is from RefSeq and is a predicted model, not a curated record. Bases 711 to 1766 code for a protein of 351 amino acids. Lineage: Eukaryota; Fungi; Ascomycota; Eurotiomycetes; Eurotiales; Aspergillaceae. The transcript is spliced from 11 exons. Gene Ontology annotation, molecular function: methyltransferase activity.
GAGGAAAUGCAGCAGCUAGAAUUGACCUGUCAACUGGCCUCCCCUUCUCCCACGACGAAAGACGCCACCACUUAACCUGAUGAAGACGAGCUGUCGGGGUUUAUCAUGUCAACACUAGCCGUCUGGUUAGUCUAGGACAGUGUCCUCCCUAGACUCUGCCCGUGGAGUCAACCGGACAGCUCCCUUUUCCUCCCUAAACUCCCAGCCAGCCAAACAAAGCAUCCCAGUGGCAGCCGAGGCACCCAUCCGGGGUCCACAACCCGUCACUAAUCGCGACUAAAACCACCACUAAAGGUGCCACAACCUCCACUCGGGGUCAGGCCGCCCCUGUUCCUUUUGGCAACUAGCCUAUGAUCGACGGCGCGGCAUUGGGGCAGCUGCGUCCGGCGUAGCGAAUCGUUGGCCAGACGGACGUUGACAGCGCACGAGUAACCCGGUCUGAUUGCUCGUUAUUAAGGGAAUCUCCAAGCCCGGUCCGGCGUCUUGUAGGAUUUUUAUUUUGUCCCUUUUCUGAUCCUUUCCCACCUUUCUCCUCUUGGGUGGUUUUAUCUUCUUUCGACGCGUUGUUGAACCGACUGAUCGUUGUGUUCAUUUCUACGACCCGUGGUUUGUGAUCUCGGGACGCGGGGGAUAUAAUAAUCGUAAUAAUCUUGUCCAAAUCGAUAUAUAUACGGAACGAGAAGCAGAAAUUCGUGCGACCCACCAUCAUAAUGUCCGCCGAGAGCCAGCCCCAAAGCCAGGCGCAACCGCAGCACCUGGAACCGGAGCCCCAGCAUCUGGAACCCCAGCAGCGCAGCCCGGCCAUUAUCGAGCCUGAUGACAACCAAAGCGAUAACGAUUCCACAUUUGCCGGCUCAAUCGGCGACGCCAGUUACACCACGAGUAUCACCUCCAGCGCGUUCAACUAUCAGUAUGUUAACGGCCGCAGAUACCACUCGUACCAUGAGGGAGAAUACAUGCUGCCCAACGACGAGCAGGAGCAGGACCGCAUGGAUCUGAGCCACCACAUCUACCGCAUGCUGCUGAGCGGCGAGCUGACCCGUGCGCCCGUCAAGAACCCCGCUCGUGUGCUGGACAUCGGUACGGGGACGGGUAUCUGGGCGAUCGACUAUGCCGACGAGCACCCCGAAGCGGAAGUCAUCGGAAAUGACCUCUCCCCGAUCCAGCCCUCCUGGAUCCCCCCCAACUGCCGCUUCGAAGUCGACGACUACGAAGCCCCCUGGUCCUACAGCCAACCGUUCGACUACAUCCACGGCCGCGAGCUGGAAGGGUUCGUCCGCGACUACGACCGUCUGUUCACGCAGGCUCUGGCCAACCUGAAGCCCAACGGAUGGUUCGAGAUCGCCUCCAUCGAAGUCAUCUCGACCUCCGACGACGGCACCCACCACAAGGCCAAGAACCUGAUGGAAGCGGUCGACAACAUGCACGUUGCGUCCAACGAGUUCGGCAAGAGCAUGACGACCGUGAAUACUUGGAAGAGCCGCAUGGAGAAGGCUGGGUUUGUCAAUGUGCAUGAGGAUAUUUACAAGCUCCCCCAAUCCCCCUGGCCCAAAGAUCCCAAGCUGAAGGAAAUCGGCCGCUACCACCAAGUCAACAUGUUCGAGGCGAUCGGCCCCUACACGUACGCGCUGUUCACGCGCAUGCUGGGCUGGCCGCGCGAGCGCAUCGAAGCUCUCGUUGCGGGCACCAAGAGUGAGCUCAAGGAUCUGUCGAUUCACUUGUACACCCGGGUGCAUGUUAUUUAUGGUCAGCGUGCGGCUGCUUAGGUGCUUGGUUGGCUUGUUUUGCGCUGAGCGUUAGUAUUCUAUCUCUAGGUUACUUGUCUACUACCUGUCUGUCUGUCUACUAGUAUAUAUUAUAGUCUGCUGGUAGUAUUGAUCACUCUAUUUGUUAUACGUCUUCUCUUCUGGUGCUAUUGACUACCACAGUAUCGUGAGACCUGUCUUGAUGCCAUGACAGUUUACUGUUCUAUUCCCAUUACUCC